Molecule: messenger RNA, 1476 nt
Organism: Aspergillus terreus NIH2624
Lineage: Eukaryota; Fungi; Ascomycota; Eurotiomycetes; Eurotiales; Aspergillaceae
Product: Mob1 family protein
Exons: 2
Coding region: 1-1476 (491 amino acids)
Cellular component (GO): cytoplasm
Source: RefSeq, a predicted model, not a curated record
AUGGCUGCUGCGGGUGUCACCCAGUCCAGCUCCCCGCGUUUACCCAGUCCUCCUCCAUUUACAGAAGUCCAGAUCGGCCCCAAGUCGCCCUCAGUCGGCGAAUCGUUUGGCAAGGAUGCAGAAGAGAUCCUAGGCGCAUCAGCAAACGCCGAUGAUGCUUCGACUCGUCGGAUUCGGCCCGGUACAAAGGCUGUGGACAUGGCGGCUGGCCCUCCAUUGAUUCCUCUUUCGCAGCUACAGGAACACCUCAAAGCGCUGUAUAACCACUACACCCGCCCAGAGGGUUCGGAUACCGUCGUUCCCAUUACCCGCGACGUCGCUAUCGAGCUGGCCCAACCCCCCGAAGGAGUUGACCGAUCGUUAUGGCUCUACGAGCUCUGUCGCUUUCUGACGAUGAAAGUCAACAACCUGAUUAUCGCCUUCUUUGCCGAGGAGCCCCCUUGCUCUUCGCAGACAUGUCCGGAGAUGCGCGCGUCGGAGUGGCAAUAUCUUUGCGCCGUGCACGACCCUCCAAAAUCCUGUUGCGCGAUUGACUACUGCUGCCAUACGCUUGAUUGGGCUACAAAUAUCCUCACAUCGCCAAAACACUUCCCCAGUCGGCUGACUCUGGGAUCGGAGUCCGCAGGAGGUCCUCAGGCCAGCUUGCGACACUUGACCAACAUCUUCCGACGGCUGUACCGCAUCUUUGCACAUGCGUGGUUCCAACAUCGCGAGGUAUUCUGGGAGGUAGAGGGCCACGAUGGGCUUUAUAUUUUUUUCAAGACGGUGUGCGACAUGUACCAUUUGAUUCCCGAGGACAAUUACACGGUUCCCCCGGAGGCGGAAGGCAUUGAUGCGCAGUCGGCAGCGCAGGAGGAACCAGUUGACAUGCGCCGGAUGACCAUCUUACGCAAAGAGAGCGAGGGUUCGCUGAGCGCCCCUCUUGACAAUAUCGAACCGUCAUCCAUCACUGGAGCCACGACCCGCCGCCACAAGAACAGCCCGUCCAUUAGCUCGCGACCCGUCACGACCAUCAACGAAAGCGCGGAGGACGAGGAGCCGAGCAAGAAAACAGAGCCUUCCACAGACGUAACUGAGACGGAGACCAAGGAACCGGAGACGCAGGCGGCUGUUCCCGAACCCAGCGAAGAGCCUGCACAAACUCAGGACUCGGCGGUAGACAGCACUGGAUCGCAGAUCACUGUUUCGGAGGUACAUGAGGAGGAAGAUGCACCAAAGCCUGCCGAGCAGGAGCCAGAAAAGAUGACCGAAUCGGACGAGCCGACGCCGGCCGCUGCAACUGCCGUUGUCAGCGAAGACACCAACGAAUCACCGGCCGACGAGGAGACAGCCACUUCCUCAGAUGCCCCUGAUGCCGAGCCUGAGUCGGAAACGAAGGAGGCCCCUAGUGAGGACCAAACUCAGAUCGAACAGACCGAACAGACCGAAAAAACCGAGCCAACCGAGCCCCAGGCCGAGCCCGCAAAGGAGACGUAA